GGAGCCUGUGCGCCUGCGCUGACCGUCUGGCUCGAGUGGACGGGGGAUCGCGGCGGUGCCUCGGCGGAUCUGCGGCGACCCGACGGCGGCAUGGGCAAGGAGCAGGAGCUGCUCGAAGCGGCGAGGACCGGCAAUGUGGCCGUGGUGGAAAAGCUGCUGAGCGGCAAGCAUCGGUUGUCGGCAGGCGGCAGUGGCGGAACCGUGUCCCUUCCUCAGCUUUCCAACCUUCUCAGUAUUUGGAGAGGGCCAAAUGUCAAUUGUGUGGAUUGCUCAGGAUAUACUCCACUACACCAUGCUGCUCUAAAUGGACAAAAGGAAGUUGUUGAAAUGCUGCUGAAGAAUGAUGCCUCCACUAACAUUGCAGAUAAUAAAGGAUGCUAUCCACUUCACUUGGCCGCUUGGAAAGGGGAUGCACAGAUAGUGAGACUACUUAUUCAUCAAGGACCAUCUCAUGCAAAAGUUAAUGAACAGAAUGCAAUUGAGUGCAAAGACCUCAAAAAGUAUGGCCCUUUUGAUCCUUAUAUCAAUGCAAAGAAUAAUGACAAUGAGACAGCUUUGCACUGUGCAGCACAGUAUGGUCACUCAGAUGUUGUAAAAGUUCUUCUUGAGGAACUCACAGAUCCCACGAUGAGAAACAACAAGUUUGAAACUCCGCUGGACCUGGCUGCAUUGUAUGGGAGGUUGGAGGUAGUGAAAAUGUUGCUAAUUGCACACCCAAAUCUACUGAGCUGUAACACCAAGAAGCACACACCACUUCACCUGGCAGCAAGAAAUGGGCAAAGAGCAGUUGUGCAAGUCCUUCUCGAAGCAGGAAUGGACAUUAACUAUCAGACAGAGAAGGGUAGUGCACUUCAUGAAGCUGCGUUAUUUGGAAAGACAGAUGUGGUCCAGAUACUUUUAGCUUCUGAAAUUGAUGUUCAUAUUAAAGAUGUGCGUGGGAAGACAGCAUUGGAAAUUGUGAAGGAACAUCCAGCUCAGAAGAGUAAGGAGAUAGCAACUCUUAUUCAAGAUCAUAUAGCAGGAAAAAAGAUCCCAAAGUACACAGAAAAUACUGUUCCAGUGUCUAAAACACACCCAGUUUCCAUUCCUGAGCCUGGUAAUCAACAAUCAGAUGGUGAGGAACAGUUGGAAUUAUGCAAGCUUAUUACAGAAUUUGAAGCCCCGCAAGAGGAGGAAUGCCCAUACGAGGCCUUGUGCAAUGCAACAUCACACUCCAUUGAAGGGCUGGACAGUUUGAAAGCUCCAGAUGUGGAAACAAGUUCAGGUCAAGAAUUAAUAAAGGAUUUGGAAGUGAAGGAAACACAAGAAGAGCCUGAAGAGGAUGAGAAUCCCUAUGAAUUUUUACUAACUGCAGAAACAAAGAAAUUAACCCAUUUGGACGACUCCCAAUAUAAAGCAGAGAAUACAGAUGUGACAGCUGGCUCUGCUUCUGUAUCCUCUGAUGUGACAACAAAGCCUGGUCGAAUCUUCACCUCUCCUCAGGAUACAGCUUUGCUUGCACCCGAUGUUAACCAUUCAUUCAAGAGUCGAGAGACCAGCCUCCUAUCUGACCCAUGUCACAGUAAACCAAACCUAGCACUCAAUCUUAAACCUCCAUCUGUGAUUGUUGCCCCAGGUCACAUGAAAAGUGAGAUUGAAUCUCAAGACGUCAACAUUCCUGAACAGUUUUCGGGUCUUCUGCAUGGAUCACCUCCAGUCUGCGAGAUUCAGGAGGAUCCAGUCACACUGCUAGCUGCUCUGAGCAAAGGGGGAGUGGAAACUGAAGCGAUGCAAAACAGUGAGUUGCCAGAGAGUCAACAUUGUGCAACAGUGCAAGCUGAGAACACUGGCAUCAAGAACUCUGCUGCUGCUGACACUGUUGAACCAAAAGGGCAGCAGGUAAUCUACAGUAACCUUCGUACCGUCAUCAACCAGACGGAACCAGACAUUUUAAUAAGCUCCAGACUUGUCCAACAUAAAGACAUUUUAUUCGGCAAGGGAGUAGAAAAACAGACAUGUACUUUGGGAAGAGUGCGGUUGAGUGGAAAGGAUAAAGUGGACCUUAAAUUAGCAAGAAGUUUGUCAAAAUCAGAUUCAGACCUCAUUACCCGUACUCCAUCUGAGGAGGAUAUGCUGGGAAGUCGCAGUGAGUCUCUUUCGAACUGCAGUUCAGUGAAGAAGCAAUUGGAAAAAUCGCCAUCCUUUCAGUCAGAAUGGGAGGAGGAAAGCGUUGCAGUUCCCCAGUUGCUAAUGCAUGCAAAACAACAAAUUGAAACAUAUUGCGAGCAGAAGCCACUGUAUCCAAUACCUAAUCUUCGCAGAACUAAGUCUUUGUACAGUAUUGAAAAGAUAAUGACUUCCAUUGGUGCAGGGAUUGACAGUGACUUCAGAAAAGAAUGGCACAGUGUUUCAGGUUCACGGAUAUUGGAGCAGAGUGUUGGGCAAUGGCUUGAGUCCAUUGGAAUGACACAGUAUGAAAGCAAGCUGGUACUGAAUGGAUUUGAUGAUGUGCACUUUAUGGGCUCAAACAUAAUGGAAGAGCACGAUUUAAGAGAAAUUGGAAUUCAUGAAGCAGGACAUCGACGAAAAAUUCUUCAAGCUGCACGUUCUCUUCCAAAGAUUAAACCAUUUGGUUUUGAUGGAAAUAGCAAUACUUCGCUUGUAGGAUGGUUGGAAUCACUUGGCCUACAGAGUUACCAUCAGACCUUUCUGUCCAGUGGGUAUAAUUCAAUGGAUUGUGUGAAAAAUCUCUGGGAACCAGAAAUUAUAAAUGUUCUGAAAAUAACCUUACUAGGUCAUCGAAAACGAAUCUUAGCCUCUCUAGGUGAACGGCCCAAUGAAGAACCACCUCAGAAGCCACCAAGAGCUUCCCAACUGAAGGAAGAUCGGCGGGAGUCUCGAAUAACACUUCGCCCGCCUAGUUUAGCCACGCCAUAUGCUCCUGUUCAGAAUUGGCAGCACCAGCCAGAGAAGCUUAUUUUUGAGUCCUGUGGCUAUGAAGCUAAUUAUUUGGGUUCCAUGCUGAUUAAAGACCUAAAAGGGACUGAAUCAACCCAGGAUGCAUGUGCAAAGAUGAGGAAAUCUACUGAACAAAUGAAAAAAAUACCAACUAUUUUCCUCUCCAUCACUUACAAAGGCGUAAAAUUCAUUGACGCAUUUAACAAGAAUAUUAUUGCUGAGCAUGAAAUUCGCAAUAUUUCCUGUGCUGCUCAGGAUCCUGAAGACCUUUGUACAUUUGCCUACAUCACGAAAGAUCUACAAACAAAUCAUCAUUAUUGCCACGUUUUCAGCACACUUGAUGUAAAUUUAACAUAUGAAAUAAUCCUUACACUAGGACAGGCAUUUGAAGUAGCCUACCAACUUGCACUGCAGGCCCAGAAACCACCUCAGAUAUCUCUUGCCACAGCUGAAGCAGAGUCCACGGAAGUGAGGACAUCCAAGCCAGUCCCCAAACCACGGUCCGGCAUGAGAAAAUCUGCUGUGCAGCCACUUAAUAGCAGAUGCUGUUACUGUCACACGUGCACUACUCACAGGCCUUCGCUUGCACCUCUACCGCUGCAUUCGUUCAGCCAAGGAGUCCAGAUUGACAACUUUGAUCAAGAUUCUCAAUCACAUGGUGCUGUGCAAUGGAUAGCUGACUCCAAGCAGGACUCCAAGAGGACAAUCAGUACAAACUGAAAGCCUGUGGUGAGUGUAUGUUUACUGGAAAUGUGGCAAUGGGUGACAGAUCAUCAUGAGGGAAAAUUAAAGCCAUCUGAGAAAUGACAACACACACCCAGCAGAACAUGGAACUGAAGUUGACCGGUGUGGCAGUGACUUCCAGAUUCAAUAUAAUAGCACAACAUAGGAGAAGCGAUUUUAAAACUUCCUUCACAAGUGCUUCAAUGCCAUCAAGAGAUUUAACUAUUUAGCCAAAGAAGAUUCAUUGCCAACAACACCAAAUUGCCCUUUGCAGCAAAGAUCAGUUGGAGCAAUCAUCUUCGAUAUGGUUUACCCUGGCUUAUUUUCUCUAUCAGUAAACAGAAAUGUCUAUUGUCCCCAGCGCCUUAGUACAUAAACUGUGAGGAACAGGGUUUUAGUUUUUUAUGUUGAAAAUACUUUCAUUAAAUCAUAUUUUUAAUUGUCCUUUAUUUCCUCCAACCCAUCACUGUUGUACAAAGCAAAUCUGAUUAAGAUCACUGGAUUGUACAGUUCUAACCUAAAGCAAUUGAACAUGUUAAAGAGCAAGUACAGCAUUAACUUCUUCAUGAACUUAUAUUAUGAAAGAUUAAUAAUUUUAAUGGCAGGCAUCUCAAAAUAUUUUGCUGUGUUCAAAUCAUAUCUGACCUAGCAUUGCUAAUCAUUUGCAGAUGGGAGAAGAUAUUUGAUCAAAAUCUUGGUAUCAUAAAGUAUGGUGGCUUUUGCUUCAGUAGUAUUGUUGUACUUAAACUAUGAACCUGCACUUGAAUGAAGCAAAAAGGUAUCAGGAAAUAUGGUUAUGCUUUAAAUUUACUGGAAUUAAUUUCAAGCAGUGCUUCUGUCCCAAAGCAAAAUUGUGUCCUUAUCAGCCUCCGCAAAAUUAAUUUGUAUUUUUUUUUACAAAAUACCACUUUCAUGUCCAUUUUCUGGAGUUCAGUGUGUUUAAGAUGUUAGGUCAUGAACUAUAAAGGAGACAUUGGAGCUGAGAUUCUUCGUGGUAUAUGAAAAACUGUCAGUGUUUCAUUUUUACAGGACUGCAAUAACAAGGAGAGUGAAAUAUUCAAAAGCAUGAUUGUGGGAAUUAAAUAUUACCAAUUUUACAAACGGUUUAGCAUGAAGAUGUUGGUUUCUUUGAUUCAUAUGAUAUAAUACUGACCCAAUCCUAUGAAGAGUUAUUGUGGAGAAAAUUAAAAAUUGUAUAAGACCCCUUCGUGCAGUGAUUCAACAGUUACAAAUUUGUACUUAGAUUGAACUUUAAUAUGUUAUCCCUGGCUUUUGCUUGUUUUCACCUUUGGAUUGUAAUUAUUAUUUUUAAAUCAUUGGUUUCCUUUUGGAGAAAUUUGCCAUUACUUAAACUCCAAAAACCAAAAGAAUAAAUUCAGCUGCUUCUGUGACUGAGGUCAAAGUAACCCUGAUUUUAUAAUUAAAUUUCUGAAGAUGGCAGGUUACUGCCAUUUUGUCACCUGCUUCCUCAGUGGUGGGACAUUGCAACAUUCUGUGCAGUAGCUUAUUUUGGCCAUGUCUCUCUAAGCAGUGCUGACCUUGAGCAGCUGGCAGCCCUGAAUUUUGUAAUCAGCAGGCAGUAGUUAAAGAUUUAACAGAUGUGGUGUAAUUAUAAAAUUGGGAUUGUUGGAUAAUUAUUCCAAUAAGCAGUUAUUAAUUCAUGCUGUGCAGGACAUUAAUGCCAUAAAAUGGCUUUUGAAUCAAAGGAGUUGGCUGGUAAAGAGGAUUUUUUAAAAUAUUCAAAUUAUGUACAGACAUCUAAGCAGCAGUAUUGUUACCCAAACUUGUCUGCAUAAAUAAUUUGAUAGUUGCUCAGAACUCAUUCAUUAAUAAUGAAUCACCUCUUUUGUAGAGAUUUUUAAUAGAUGUCUUGAUUGUUUUGAUGAACAGUAAUAAUCCCAGUAAAAGUGCACUAAUGGGCAAGGAACAUAGCUGCUUCACUAAUUUGAGUCUCAGUUUGACUAUUGUAAAAUUGUUUAAAAAUUUAUUUCUACUCUUGGUCAAGGGCUGUGAAUGCUGUGUAGACACUAAGCAGGGCUUACUAGUGUAUAUCUUGUUCUGAACUUUAGAUAUUUCUGAUGGUUAGUAUUGGAUCUAUAUGUAUUGAUGGGUGUUUAUUAAUUUUCUAGUUCUAUAUUGCAGUACUUGAACAACAUAUAUUUCUAUGUGUACAUAACUGUAGAUUCAUAAGCAAGUAUUGCAACUAGACACAUCAUGGUACCAAACACUAGGACUAUUGUGCAAAAACUAGACUGACCUCAUAACAAUAAGAGUUUGUAAAUUUACCUGGGCUUCCAGUCUGUUUUUGGGUUUUUUUUGCCUUUAUUUGUACAAUUGGAAAUGAUCAAUAAACAGAACCUGAUUAACA
This is a messenger RNA of Hypanus sabinus (Atlantic stingray), 6028 nucleotides long. RefSeq names its product ankyrin repeat and SAM domain-containing protein 1A-like. Gene Ontology annotation, cellular component: cytosol. Gene Ontology annotation, molecular function: protein binding. NCBI's taxonomy places the organism in Eukaryota, Metazoa, Chordata, Chondrichthyes, Myliobatiformes, Dasyatidae. The record is from RefSeq and is a predicted model, not a curated record. The transcript is spliced from 28 exons. Bases 91 to 3657 code for a protein of 1188 amino acids.